CAAGAUCUGUAGGGAGGGAGGGAGGCCGAUGGCGCUGGGACGGGGCUGGAGGAAAGAAAGAUGAUCGCCGCGUGCAGAUCGUCGACCGAUUGAUUUCUGUGGGGAGCCCCGGCAGAAGCAUCGGCGAGUUUGUUGCAGAGUACAAUUUUUGUCGAAUUCAAAAAUCGUAUGACAAUUGGCCUCCUCAAUCCGGUUUUGAUGGUCGGGCUGGUCGAGAGUCGCAGCAGGAGGAGGAGCAGCGCCAGCCUGAUCGAGGAUUGAUUCGAUGUCGGGGACGAGGGUCAGCAAUGCGGAGUAGAAUUUCUCUGUAGGUGCUGUGGAACGGUGUGGAGGGAAGCUUUAGCUGAGCACGAGGUCUGGAGGUGAGGAAUUUGCUCCGUCUAUGUAGGGGUUGGUGAAAUCUCCACCCGGCCUUGAAUAGUUUUGAAAUCCCAAGAGAAGAGCCCGGCGAGGCAAGAUGGCAGGUUCCGGCUCAGGAUUAGCGUUGGCAUUGGAUCUGCUCAGGACUAGCGCAACGACCACUAAGUCGUUGCACUCUUUCUCGUCGCUCAGUUCCCUAUCUGCAGCUUUGGCCGCCGCGGCGGCAGUGACCUUUUUGCCUUCGUAUCCCGUCUACCAUUCUCAGUUUCAGUCGAGGGAUUGGACAGGACAAUUUGUACUAUGUGAGGAGGCAGACGACGAAGAGGAGCCAUGGUCUGAUUCUCGCUGGUUACCUCAGUGGGAACUAAAGCAGGAGGGAGCUGGGAAGAUAUACAACGUUGAGCUGAAACCUUUGUUCUCCGCCUUCAAACCGAGAGCUCUUGGAGCUACAACUGUCAGGGCUUGUCUUGUGAAUUUCUUCUCACUCUUGGAGGCUUACAUCCAACCAGAGGAUGAUGACGAUGAAGAUGUGGAUCGACCACCUAAAAUGCCAGUCGAUCCCAUUGUCCCCAUGAAACGCUCUAUAACACAUAUUCUUCGAGAGGUUUCAGUGAUCACAACGAGGAGGAUUUUGGAGAGGGCAGCUGUACACUACACCUCUCGUCGCAUGGCAUGGAAACUUCUGAAAGAUGUCCCAAAAUCUGCUGUUCGUAAAGCUGCAAGAGAUAUUACUCGGUUCGAGCUAUUUUUUGGUGUCUGCAAGACAACGUUCCGAGGACAUGCACUGGGAGUUCUUGCAAACUGGGUAGUUCAACUGGUUUUGGACAUAUAUAGGUACAUCCGUGCUUCUUUCCCCACCAAAAAGGAGGAAGGCAGGAAGCAGAUAGCGCAGGAUAACAACAAAGACUUCAAUAGAUUGAUAAGGAAAACAGCGGGGAACACCCUCAAAAUUGGCGCAUCUCUUGUUUUAGCUUCUGUUGGAGCUGGCCUUGGUACGAUACUUAUCAAGCCGUCCACGGGAACUUGGAUAGGCUGCGCAGCUGGGGAUCUUGCAGGCCCAUAUUUGAUCGGGAUGUGGUUGGACGUGUGGAUCUUUUAUGGCACAUUCACACCUUGAGGAUGGGAACCGUAUGCCGUCUCUUUUACGCCUCUGGAGAAGAAACACCCAUUCCGAUGAGCUUUACUUCUGAAGCCGACCCUUUGGGCAACGUUGAAAAAGCAUCCUUUCGUGGAUGAAAUGAAAACUGAGUUAGAUAACCACGACUUCUCAAAUACAUGUAACAUUGCACGCAUAGAGGUCCUUCUCACAGCUGGUCAGAAGUUGUGCGACUUGAGGACUCUUUUGUCGGCGCACAAGGUGCUCACUCGAGGAUUAGGGUGGGUUCAUGGAUCAUCAAGGGGUGGUGUCGGGUUGCUCGAAAUCGGGAUUCAAUUUUUUUAUAUCAUUUCUGAUCUGUGGCCUCGAGAGCCAUUAGCUAUUUAACAGACAUCUGAAGCAAGCUGAUGCUCCGCAAUUUAUCAGGGUAGCAGCUUAAGAGGUGGGUGGAAUUGUGAGACCCCACAACAGAUGCUUAGUCAAAAGAGCUCAGUUUUCGCAUUGUGAGCUCAAUCGACGUAGCAAAUUCUGGUUAUUAUGCCGUGCUUAGUGAACACUACGGUUGUAAUCUUUGUUCAAUCUGAGUGAGGGAUAUCUCUUGUGGAUUUCUCUCAAAAAGAGAAGAGCGGUUCUAGGUUGAAGUAUCUAGUAAUCCGCAAACUUACUCUGUUUUUCCAUGCACCUCCCUCUUCGUACUUUUUCGCGGGCAGAAAUUCAGGAGAAACGC
Messenger RNA from Marchantia polymorpha subsp. ruderalis, 2183 nucleotides. Lineage: Eukaryota; Viridiplantae; Streptophyta; Marchantiopsida; Marchantiales; Marchantiaceae. The record is from the annotation of a GenBank genome assembly.